GGCUGACGGCGACGGUGGUUCAGAUAAGACUGAAGACCAGAAAGGGAAUGUGACCUCCCCUAAAGUUACAGUAAUUGGUAGAGCUGGACAAGAACUUGAGUUUGUAACUGAAGAGAUCAGAGAUCUUUCUGUUACACUCUUGGGAAGCAGACCCUAAGAUCUUUGCAAAUUAUCUUGUGGGAAACAUGCCUAAAGUCAAAAGAAGCCGGAAAGCUCCCCCAGAUGGUUGGGAGUUGAUCGAGCCGACACUGGAUGAAUUAGAUCAAAAGAUGAGAGAAGCUGAAACAGAACCUCAUGAGGGAAAGAGGAAAGUGGAAUCUCUGUGGCCCAUCUUCAGGAUCCACCACCAGAAAACCCGCUAUAUUUUUGACCUCUUUUAUAAGCGGAAAGCCAUAAGCAGAGAACUAUAUGAAUAUUGUAUUAAAGAAGGCUACGCAGACAAAAACCUGAUCGCAAAAUGGAAAAAGCAGGGGUAUGAGAAUUUAUGCUGCCUGCGGUGCAUUCAGACACGGGACACCAAUUUUGGGACGAAUUGCAUUUGCCGGGUCCCCAAAAGCAAGCUGGAAGUGGGCCGGAUCAUCGAGUGCACGCACUGCGGCUGUCGGGGCUGCUCUGGCUGAGGCCCUCGGGCCCCGACCUCUCUUCACCCUGAACCUUGGACUUCGCAGGUUUCUGCCUGUCCCAUCACGCCUUCUCCUGGGAGCAGCUCUUCUCGCAGAGCGGUGCUCCAGGCCCGAGUGGGAGCAUGGUCUCUACAUGUUAAGGCUUUGGUGUUUAUCAGCUGUGAUUUGUAGAAAUAAAACUUUUAAACCUUU
Panthera uncia (snow leopard) is the source of this 815-nucleotide messenger RNA. RefSeq names its product BUD31 homolog (gene BUD31). Bases 186 to 620 code for a protein of 144 amino acids. Gene Ontology annotation, biological process: mRNA splicing, via spliceosome. The record is from RefSeq and is a predicted model, not a curated record. Gene Ontology annotation, cellular component: spliceosomal complex; nucleus. The transcript has 6 exons. NCBI's taxonomy places the organism in Eukaryota, Metazoa, Chordata, Mammalia, Carnivora, Felidae.